GCAAACAUAUGGUUCCAUUAUUUAUUUGUUUGUUCAAUUUCGUUGACGAAGAAAGAGUUGAGUGGUGGUGGAGCUGCGGGGAAAACACAUUUAACUUAUAUCUACAAGUGCAUUUGAGCUUAAUUAGUUGAGAUGGCGGAGGGAGAUGAUAUUCCAUCCCUUGUUAUUGAUAACGGCACUGGAUCGAUUAAGGCUGGAUUUGGUGGUGAUGAUGUCCCACGAGCAGUCUUCCCUACUAUCGUGGGUCAUCCUCGACAUACAGCAGGGGUCAUGGUGGGGUUGGGGCAGAAGGAUGCUUACGUUGGGGACGAAGCUCAAUCGAAAAGUGAUAUCCUGACCUUGAAGUACCCAAUUGAACAUGGUGUUGUCAGCAACUGGGAUGACAUGGAGAAGAUUUGGCACCAUACAUUCUACAAUGAGCUCAGUGUUGAUCCUGAAGAUUACACUGUUCUGCUCACAGAGGCACCUCUCAACCCCAAGGCUAACAGAGAGAAGAUGACUGAAAUUAUGUUUGAGACCUUCAACGUUCCAGCUAUGUAUAUCACCUCGCCGGCCGUCCUUGCACUGUAUGGUAGUGGGCGCACGACUGGGGUAGUGCUCGAUUGUGGUGAUGGGGUCUGUAACGCUGUUCCUGUUUAUGAGGGGAAUGCAUUAACCCAUGCUAUUAUGCGGUUGGAUCUUGCUGGUCGUGAUCUCACGGAUUAUCUCAUUAAGAUGCUGACUGAUAGAGGCUACAUGUUCAACACCAAUCUAGAACAGGAGAUUGUUCGUGACGUGAAGGAGAAGCUUGCAUACGUUGCACUGGACUUCGAGCAGGAACUGGAGACUGCAAGGAACAGCUCUGCAGCAGAGAAGAGUUACGGGCUGCCUGAUGGACAAGUAAUCACCAUAGGUGCUGAGAGGUUCCGCUGUCCGGAAGUGUUGUUCCAACCAUCAUUGAUUGGAAUGGGAGCUGCAGGCAUUCACGAAACAACCUACACCUCCAUCAUGAAGUGUGAUGAGGAUAUUACGAAGGAGCUCUAUAGAAACAUUGUGCUCAGUGGUGGCUCAACCUUGUUCCCUGGUAUUGUUGAUCGUAUGAGGAACGAAAUAACAGAUCUUGCUCCGAGAAGCAUGAAGAUUAACGUGGUCGCACCACCAUAUAGGAAGUACACUGUCUGGAUUGGAGGAUCUAUUCUAGCAUCCCUCGGUACUUUCCAGCAGAUGUGGAUCUUACAGGGAGAGUAUGAUGAAUCUGGUCCCGCACUCAUUCACGAGAAGUGCUUCUAAGCUGCUGAUCGUAUGGUUUGCAUCCCUUUUGUGUUUGUGUUUGGUAAUUUGGGACAGCAGCAGCAGUUGUGUCUCUUGUACCAGUUCAAGUUGGGACGUAGUUUGGGUCGGAUUGCGGUAAUGAGCUCAUGGAGUAAUUCUGUAAGGUCCCUGCCCUCGUUGGUCUGGCAAGAGUAACAUCUGCUUCAUUUUUUCGUUUCUUUUAACGUUCUGGACCUCUGGUUGAAGUGUAUGCACCUCCGUGCCAUAAUAUUUUACUCACUUUUAAAUAGCUUUUCAA
Molecule: messenger RNA, 1549 nt
Organism: Sesamum indicum (sesame)
Lineage: Eukaryota; Viridiplantae; Streptophyta; Magnoliopsida; Lamiales; Pedaliaceae
Product: actin-7
Source: RefSeq, a predicted model, not a curated record